GCGCCCCAAUGCGAUGCCACGAAAAAGCGAUCAGCAUCAGACACAGCCGCGCGACAAUCUGCUAAAGAAACCCACAUAAAAACGCGCAGCGCCCGGAACGCCGCGCGGCGACCACGGUGCCGUGCGGGGGUGUCUGCGUCUCUCUCUCCCCUCCCUCUCUCCGCCGACGCGGCGCGGGCCGAGGGAAUGGCCGCCGCCGCCUCCGCCUCCGCCUCCGCCUCCGCCUCGUCUUCUUCCUCCACCUCCACCUCGGCCGGGUCCUCCGCGUCCACCUCCACGCCCCGGCCCGCCCCGCGCCAGGCCGCCGCGGCGCCGUCGUCGUCCCCGGUCUUCCUCAACGUGUACGACGUGACCCCGGCCAACGGGUACGCGCGGUGGCUGGGGCUCGGCGUGUACCACUCGGGCGUGCAGGUCCACGGGGUGGAGUACGCGUACGGCGCGCACGAGGGCGCCGGGAGCGGCAUCUUCGAGGUGCCCCCGCGGCGGUGCCCCGGCUACGCGUUCCGGGAGGCGGUGCUGGUGGGCACCACGGCGCUGACCCGCGCCGAGGUGCGCGCCCUCAUGGCCGACCUCGCCGCCGACUUCCCGGGCGACGCCUACAACCUCGUCUCCCGCAACUGCAACCACUUCUGCGACGCCGCGUGCCGCCGCCUCGUCGCCCGCGCCCGCAUCCCGCGCUGGGUCAACCGCCUCGCCAAGAUCGGGGUCGUCUUCACCUGCGUCAUCCCCAGCAGCAGCAGGCACCAGGUGCGCCGGAAGGGGGAGCCGCAGCUGCCCGCCCCCGUCAAGAGCCGCUCCGCGCGCCAGCCCGCCGCCCCGCCGCGGCCCAGGACUUUCUUCCGCUCCCUCUCCGUCGGCGGCGGCAAGAACGUCACGCCCCGCCCGCUACAGACCCCGCCGGUGGGGCCCGCCCUGACGUUGACGACGCCGGCACCGACGCCGUUGGCCUCCAUGUAACGGCGCCAUUACUCCUUUUUCGUUUACAGCUCACACCAUCCAUUUUUUUUCCUUCGACAGUUACCUGAAUUUUGUCCAUAGUACUGUACUCUUCGAGAUUAAGAUUUGUGCUCUGCUAGUGCUGCACUGUCACCAUGAUUAGCAGUAGUAACUGCAGUUCAUUAGGCUAUUAAUUCCCGA
Molecule: messenger RNA, 1137 nt
Organism: Triticum urartu
Lineage: Eukaryota; Viridiplantae; Streptophyta; Magnoliopsida; Poales; Poaceae
Product: deSI-like protein At4g17486
Biological process (GO): protein deubiquitination
Molecular function (GO): deubiquitinase activity
Source: RefSeq, a predicted model, not a curated record